GUCCUACAUCACCCUAGAUCGCAAGUAGACAUGGCUCACAAAGCUCCACUAGUCGUUCCCGCGCUCAAGCGGCACACUGCCACUGUUAUUGUUGCGCAUGGGCUUGGAGAUAGCGGCGCUGGCUGGAUCUUUCUUGCAGAGAACUGGCGCAGGCGAAGCAAGUUUGAGGAGGUCAAAUUUAUCUUUCCUAAUGCGCCAAACAUCCCGAUUACCCUGAACAUGGGCAUGAGCAUGCCAGGAUGGUACGAUAUCAAGUCGCUCAGCACUUUGGACAGCCGGGCAGAAGACGAAAAAGGCAUCAUAGACUCUCAGAAGUAUUUCCACUCCCUCAUCGACGAAGAGGUUGCCAAGGGCAUACCCGCAAAUCGCGUAGUCAUCGGGGGCUUCUCCCAAGGCGGAGCCAUGUCGAUUCUCUCCGGUGUCACAUACAAGGAACAGCUAGGAGGCAUCUUCGGUCUGAGUUGCUACCUGCUGCUGCAGAAGAAGAUCAAAGACAUGAUCCCGACAGACAACCCAAACCAGCAGACGCCCAUCUUCAUGGGUCACGGUGAUGCUGAUCAGGUAGUUGCGCACAAGUGGGGAAAGCUGAGUGCAGAAGAGCUGGAGAAGCAUGGAUACAAGGUUGAUUUUAGGACUUACAAGGACCUCGUUCACAGCGCCGACCCUGAAGAAAUCGACCACCUUGAGGCUUAUCUCAACCAGCAGAUACCUCCUCUCGGCGAUGACAAGUCGGACACGAGCCUUUGACUCACGACCAAUAUACCGCCCGCUUCGACCGAGCUGACGACAGUUUUUGUGAUGAUGGUUACCCUGGCUUUCGCUUGGUUCGCGUGGUACAAGAAGCGCGGCGAUGCAUCCCGAACAGGGCACGAAGAUACGAUAUAGCAGGAAUUACAUGGCACGCGUUUGAUUCUGAGACGCACGCACAACUGGGGCCUUUAGACUUGGCGGAGGUUGCGCGCACGAGAUGGCUGUUAUUCAGAACAAGGGAUAUUCAGUAUUUACUUCGGUGUUGUUCCGAGCAGUACAUGUCCCACCAGCGAAAGCAUAUAGUAAAUAUCUACAUGUAACUAAUCUUAUUUGUUCAACGCUCUCGCUA
This is a messenger RNA of Pyrenophora tritici-repentis Pt-1C-BFP, 1099 nucleotides long. RefSeq names its product esterase. Lineage: Eukaryota; Fungi; Ascomycota; Dothideomycetes; Pleosporales; Pleosporaceae. The record is from RefSeq and is a predicted model, not a curated record. Gene Ontology annotation, cellular component: cytoplasm. Gene Ontology annotation, molecular function: carboxylic ester hydrolase activity; palmitoyl-(protein) hydrolase activity. Gene Ontology annotation, biological process: protein depalmitoylation.